This is a messenger RNA of Leguminivora glycinivorella, 666 nucleotides long. RefSeq lists its product as uncharacterized. NCBI's taxonomy places the organism in Eukaryota, Metazoa, Arthropoda, Insecta, Lepidoptera, Tortricidae. The transcript has 4 exons. The coding region runs from base 1 to 531 and encodes 176 amino acids. The record is from RefSeq and is a predicted model, not a curated record.
AUGGCGCGUGUAUCUAGCGGUUGUUGCCUAUUGUCGUUUCGACUUCUAUUUCAGGGAAAGUUCAAGGUGUUCCUCGACAACAUCACCAGCUGCCGCGACCCUGAGCCUCCGUUGGCUAGGAAGCCGGCGCUGCUGUACGACUACAAGAUUUACAACCAGAAUGGACACAACUACAUCAGCGGGACCAGCGCUGUGCUUAGAGAAGUUUCCUUUAUCAACCUGGGUUUAAAAACGUACAACGUGGACUCGUCGUCGGGGCGGCGGCAGCUGCAGUUCGCCGCGGAGAAGCUGACGUGCCGCAGCCUCGGCGGACAGGCCGUCCUCGUGCUCACCAACAUCAACUACACCAGGAGCAAGUGCCUGCUCACGAAGGGUAACAGUACUUUCAAAGAAAUAGACGUGAACAAGAUUGCCCACAGAGUGCCGGCGUGGCACGCGGCGGGCAGCCUGCUGAACCGCCUGCACCUCGUGGACCGGGGACACACCGUCUUCUGCUACGAGGUCUCAACCACUGUCAGGGAUUUAGAUUAGAAUGGACGUCAAAAAGAUCCCUUCACAAUGCACUUUAUGCACUGAACAAAGACUGAAUGUCGAGACUACAAUCGUUGAUGCUCAGUAGCCUAUCGCAGUUACGAGUAUCUAGGCCGACUGGCACUCAUAUUUCGU